Nicotiana tabacum (common tobacco) is the source of this 723-nucleotide messenger RNA. RefSeq lists its product as uncharacterized. Lineage: Eukaryota; Viridiplantae; Streptophyta; Magnoliopsida; Solanales; Solanaceae. The record is from RefSeq and is a predicted model, not a curated record.
AUGGUCAUUCUUCAAGAACCUUUCCUCUCUUCUGAUAAGCUAGAAGAUUACAGAAGGUUCCUAGGCUUUGACCAAGCUGUUUCCAAUAAAUGUAGCAAGUUGUGGUGCUUUUGGAAUAAUGUAUUAGAAUGUGAAAUCAUCGACAAUAGCAGACAAAAGAUUACUCUCAAGAUUAAGGAAGAUGAGCAUACCUACUGGAUCACAGCAAUAUAUGCGAGGAACAAUGUAGCGAAAAGAAGGAAACUAUGGACUAAACUGAGGAGCAUGAGCAACAGAGUUAAUGGACCAUGGACCAUCCUUGGCGAUUUCAAAACUAUUAUGGCUCCAGAGGAAAAGAAGGGAGGCACUCCUCAUACUCUUAGCAAGAGUGCAGACUUUAUUAGAUGCAUGGAUGAUUGUAGAAUGUCUGACCUUGGCUAUACAGGGAAUCCUUUCACAUGGUGCAAUGGCAGCAGGGGAAGAAGAAGAAUUAACACAAGACUGGACAGGGUUCUUAUUAAUGAGGACUGGGCAGAGAAAUUUCAAACCAACAGAGUCGACCACCAUGCCAAAUCAAGGUCGGACCAUAGCCUCAUCACUUUUAAAUUUGGAAAUAAGAACCCUAAAGUUAUCAAAUACUUUAGGUUCCUUAAUUUCUGGACUAAGCAGAGUGAUUAUAAUUCCUUAACUGAAAGCACCUGGAACAAGGAGGUACAGGGAAAUGACCAAUGGAUACUUCAAUAG